UGGUUCCUUGACACCCGCCUCUUCUUCUUCCGCGCAUUUGCUCGUAUUAUUCUCCGCCUCCUUCGUGGUGAUGUAUAGGGUUCGUCCUCGGCUUCUCGGUUGCGGUGGCGUCGUCGUUCUGGCGUCUUGGAGAAGAUCCCUCGAUCGGUUCGCGCGGUAGAGCUGAACAUACCAAGCUUGAAUUUGGCGGAAACCUCCAUUUUGGGAGUGUCCGAAGGUUUAUUGCUCGGUUUGGUUUGGAGUUUGGAUUUUCCGUGGUGUUCCGGAGAGGCGGAUUGGUUUCAAGUUUGGAAAUUGCGAAAAGAUUUCUGGUUGGAUUUGGGUUCUCGCUGAGAACAUUGGAAUCUUAUGCUCAAGGAGUGGAGCAAAUUACACGUUUUUUGUCACUUUGGUUUUUCGUUGCCUCAGAUCUGUGCUAACGGUGGAAAAUUAUCGCCAAAGGCGGCGCCUUUCUGGUGCAGCGCUUGCGGUGAAUCCGGAGGUAGUGAAAAGAGGGCGCCUUUACGCCUCCAACGGCCGUUAAAGAACGAAGCUCCGUCCGUUUCGAAGGGUGGCAGGGAGAAAAAAAGCAGGGGGCGUCGCCCGAGGCCCUUCUGCUAGAGUUUCUCUGUCACGAGGAGCAAAAGCGUCAAUUUUGCAGAGGGGUCAGAGGUAGGAGUUCAGAUGCUCUUUUAGCUGUCGCAUCUUUUCCGAAGCAAUCGAGGACCCGCUGGCCUUUUGCUAGGGCGUCUGUUCGAGGGAAGAACUUAUGGUGCUGCUUCAGAGUUAAUGCGGUAAUCAGGAGGGCUUUUAUUAGUAUGUAAGCUGCUUUUCAGAACUCGGAACUGCAGAGCCAACUGUUCUUGUUGUUUUCUUCUGUAAAGUCCAGCGUUCUUAUAAUUUCCUUGAGAAAUUUCAGUCAGUUGUUAUGGCUUCGGCACCACCAAACAGUUCAUCCGCAAGGCUCGGUUCAGGUUACCGUUAUUUUCUUCUUUUAGUUUGAUGUAACAGAGCUAAAGUUUUUGUUCUCAUGCUUGAUGUUCUUUCCCUUUUCUUCUUCAUUUUUUUUUUCUUAUUGAUAUGUGGUCUUUUCGCUUGACUAAAUCUUUUUUUGGAUAAUUAUGACAGUAAAUAAUAAUUUCAAGAUAUACCCAAUGAGUAAACUGGCUUUGAAUCCCUUGAAAAUUUCAUCAUCUUUUUUUGCUUUAAGGGAUUUUUGUGUAGCUUUUGGAUGUUUUUUCUUUCUUCUUUCAUAUGCCUAAUUUUGUAGACAUUCCUUGUGUUGGAUGCUCACCUUCUCUCGUCGCCGUUAGGGUCACUCUGGUUCUUGAUAAAUGUGGUCAACGAACUUAUUUAGGCUUUCUUUUGCCUCAUUUUUGACAAUCCCUCCUGCAUCAAAGAUUUUUUUAUUUCCUAAUUAAAGAAAAAUAUGUUCUCAUUUUAAGACAGGUAGUUUACUUCUAAUUUAUCAUCUUAUUAACCACUGGUCAUUCUUAGAAAUCCAUGGUUCUAAGAUGCUGAGUUAUCAUUAUUAUAAGUUGUUCCUGACUACUGGUGGAAAUUUUCUAUAUCUAGGGUCCUAUGGAGAUGUCUUGUACCAGGAACUAUGGAAAGCAUGUGCAGGGUCUUUGGUUACUCUACCUCGUGAAAAAGAAAGGGUUUAUUACUUUCCCCAAGGCCAUAUGGAGCAGCUUGAAGCAUCAACAAAUCAAGAGCUUGACCAGCAAAUGCCUUUGUUUGAUCUUCCAUCAAAGAUCUUAUGCAGGGUUGUCCAUGUUGAACUCCGGGCUGAACCAGAUACAGAUGAAGUAUAUGCGCAGAUUACAUUGCAACCUGAAGUAAAUCAAGAUGAAGUUACCAGCCCAGAUUCACCACUGGCUGAGCCCGAAAGGUGCAAUGUCCGUUCCUUCUGUAAGACUCUAACUGCAUCAGACACAAGCACUCAUGGGGGUUUCUCAGUUCUUAGAAGGCAUGCAGAUGAGUGCCUUCCUUCACUGGAUAUGUCCCAGAACCCACCUUGGCAAGAAUUGGUUGCCAAAGAUCUUCAUGGGAAUGAAUGGCAUUUUCGUCACAUUUUUCGAGGACAGCCCAGGCGCCAUCUGCUCACUACUGGUUGGAGUGUCUUUGUUAGCUCAAAGAAAUUGGUAGCUGGUGAUGUAUUUAACUUUCUCAGAGGUGAGAAUGAUGAGCUGCGAGUCGGUGUGAGAAGGCUUAUGAGGCAGCCAAAUAACAUGCCAUCGUCAGUCAUAUCCAGUCAUAGCAUGCAUCUUGGAGUUCUGGCUACUGCAUCUCAUGCUAUUGCUACUGGGACUCUUUUUUCUGUUUUCUACAAACCAAGGACAAGUCGAUCGGACUUCAUCAUAAGCGUCAACAAGUAUCUUGAAGCCAAGAAUUAUAAAUUCUCUGUUGGGAUGAGAUUUAAUAUGAGAUUUGAAGGUGAUGAAGCUCCAGAAAAAAGGUUCAGUGGCACUAUUGUUGGUGUGGACACAACAUCUCAAUGGGCAGGGUCAGAAUGGAGAACUUUAAAGGUUCAAUGGGAUGAACCUUCGUGUAUCCGGCGUCCAGACACAGUUUCUCCGUGGGAAUUGGAACCACUUCUUGCAGCUGCUCCUCCAACCUUUCAACCAGUGCAGAGAAACAAACGUACACGACCAUCAGCUGCACCAGCUGAAUCAUCAGAUCUUACUCCAGCAUUUGGUUUAUGGAAAUCCACCGCUGAGAGUACCCAAAAUUUUUCAUUUUCUGGGUUGCAGGGAGGAAAAGAACUGUGUGCACCAUCCUGCCCCACAUCUGUGUUCCCAUCAGCAUCAAAGCCUGAGUCAAUUGAAUUUAAUGGAAAUAAUGGACCAUCAGCUAUUAAUGGCGCCAUGUACUGGCCAUUCAGGACAGAACCUCAAACUGAUUCCUUGAUGGCAGACAUAAAUAAAGAACAAAGUGAAAAGAAGCAGGAAACUAGCACAGGCUGCUGGCUGUUUGGAAUUCAGCUAGUUGAGAGCUCUGCAGUAGGGGAACUCUCUCCACUGACUACCAAUUCUUGUGUUGGAGAGGAACAAGCAGUAACAUCGUUGGAUGUGGAAUCAGAUCAACAAUCUCAACCAUCAAACAUCAACAGGUCUGAUGCCCUCGCUGUCAGCAGUGAGCCGGAGAAGUCAUGCUUAAGGUCAACCCAAGAGUGUCAAAGUAGACAAUUGAGGAGUUGCACCAAGGUUCACAUGCAAGGAAUGGCAGUUGGGAGGGCAGUGGAUCUGACUAGAUUUUAUGGAUAUGAUGAGCUUCUUCAGAAGCUGGAAGAGAUGUUUAAUAUUGAGGGAGAGCUCUACGGUGCAGCAAAAAAGUGGGAGGUCAUCUACACAGAUGAUGAGGAUGACAUAAUGAUGGUUGGUGAUGACCCAUGGCAUGAGUUCUGCAGCAUGGUGAGAAAAAUAUACAUCUACACUUGUGAGGAGGCCAAAAGGCUGACUCCCAGGGUGAAGCUUCCGGCUGUUGGCAAGGUCAUCAGGCCUUUGCCCAAGAAAGCCUCUUGUGAUGCUGAUGCAACCGAAAACAGCUCAAAAGAUCAGGCUCUGGUUGCUGAUUAGGGUUGCUGACACUAGAAGGUAGUGCAUGUUGUGUUCUUUGUGGUAGGCCGGCCAGCCAGCCGGCUUUGUGUGCGUACGUAGACCCUCUUUGUUCUUUCCGAAGCUGCUCGACCAAGGCAACAGCUAACGAUGGAGCAGCAGUUCAUAAUUAGCUGGUCGUUGCCGGAAAUCUGAAAACCCAGGUGAUCGGCAGCCAAAACCAGCUCCUGUCAGAUCUUGGUGGAGAUGGGAAAGGAAGUUGGAUAGAGGAUGAUGGAAGUCACUACCGUCUUCUUUUCCAUGCCAUCAAAUAGAACUUGUACAUAUCUUCUCCACUGUGAUACUUACAUUGUUGCUUUGUCCAAUCUGUCAAGCAAGUUUCUUCCCUCAAGUACGUGCAUUUGUUUGUUUUCCUUGUGUUAUGACUUCCAUUCCAUAUGUUACAUCACAUGAAACUUUCAUCGGUUAGGAACAUGCACCAUAAUAAAUAGAGAACUUGUUUGCCUUA
Molecule: messenger RNA, 4044 nt
Organism: Musa acuminata subsp. malaccensis (wild Malaysian banana)
Lineage: Eukaryota; Viridiplantae; Streptophyta; Magnoliopsida; Zingiberales; Musaceae
Source: RefSeq, a predicted model, not a curated record